This is a messenger RNA of Parnassius mnemosyne (clouded apollo), 6519 nucleotides long. Lineage: Eukaryota; Metazoa; Arthropoda; Insecta; Lepidoptera; Papilionidae. The record is from the annotation of a GenBank genome assembly.
AUGUUUACGGUUCUAGGACGUCGUAUUAGUUUUAUAUCAUUUCUGUGUUUUUAUAGUUUUAUUUCGUGCGCUAUUUCUUUAGACCAAUAUGAAACGUCGGGAAAAACAUUAUACGUGGCAGAAGAACCAUUUCAGAGUUCUGGAAAAUUAACUAUAAUAAAUAAAUUUAAUACAGAAGAGCAUGGUACACGUAUCGAAAGGAAAAAACGCGAUGCGUCGACGACCUUAACGACGCCGGCACCACAGAAAAAUAUAAGUACAUGGACAACACAACUCAACGAUGGUCAUCAGCAAUUGAUGGUGCAUUGGGUAGGUGAAGGAUCAAAGGUCAUAAUUUGCUUGGCAAGAGACUCUAGUCCUAGGGGCAAAGAAACCCUAUCACCAUCAGCUCUUUUCAUUUCUUAUGACUAUGGAAGAACCUUUGUUAACAGAACUGAAAGCUUUAGGUUGGAUGAUACCCCUGACAGUGGAUAUGCUCAACUUGAUAAAUUCUUCAACCAUCCAAAACAUCCCGAGUUUUGUGUUUUUGUGGAUUCAACAAACAAACGUUUAUAUUAUACGGAUGACAAUGGCCAAAAUAUACACAGAUCGGAUCUUAAUUUUCAACCCAGUGAGCUGGCUUUUGAUGAAGAAAACCCCAAAAAAUUUGUUGUUUUGGACAAAAUUGGACGUAACAGAAUGCUCUACAUGACUUUCAAUGGAGGCAAAACAUUCACGCUUAUACAAAGCUAUGUGAAAACUUUUUUCUGGUCAUCAGGACCAGGAUUUUCGAAAGUUUUUUAUGUAGAACGCUGGGAACCCAACGGUAGCAGUACAGUGCUUAGCGUUAACGAUCCAGAGAAUAUGACAAAUGCAGAAGUACUGUUUUCAGAGGCAAGAGAAUUCCAGAUUAAAGGAGAUUAUAUGUUCGCCACGAAGAAGAAAGAUAACAACACACUUGAUCUUUACAUCUCGCACCAAAGAGGUCCGUUCUAUAAAGCUGAAUUUCAAACCGAGCUGGACAGAAGGAAGUUCUAUAUAGCUGAUGUGACAGACAAACGUAUUUUCAUUUCUGUUAUGCAUACAGAAAAUCUAGCAAAUCUGUACGUGUCCGAAAUAAGCAGCAAUUUCACGCAGUACAACUUUGUGCUCAGCCUGGAACAGAUUUUGUGCUACUUCCCACAAGGAAACUGGAAGGAUAGCUGGCUCGAGGACGUAACAGAGGACGCGUUUACAGAUUUGUACCGCGUGGAGGGGUUAAAGGGGAUUUACAUAGCGUCGAAAGUAAACGCUAAGUCGCUGGUUGCUAACAUCGAACCAGAGCAUUUGGUGUCGCUUAUCACCUUCGACCAUGGAGUCACGUGGUCUCCUAUCAAUCCUCCAGCAGAGGACGACAAUGGAAAACCUCUGAGUUGCUUCGAUCCGAACGAUAGUGAAAAAUCUUGCAGUUUGCAUUUGUGCCAGAAGUUUAGCCAGCUCUAUCCGGUCACGAGGUCAGCGAGUAUAAUGAGCUCUAAAUCGGCUCCUGGUAUUAUAAUGGCAACGGGUGUGGUUGGACGUUCGUUGAAAGGAAUCCCAGGUGUAUAUUUAAGCCGCGACGCAGGUCUCACCUGGAAGCGAAUUCUUAAGGACUAUUACUUUUUCAAUUAUGGAGAUCACGGUGGCGUGUUGGUUGCUGUGAAAUAUUUUAAACUACUCGGUGAAACAAGAGAGAUACUCUAUUCCACAAACGAGGGGAUCGAAUGGAACUCUUACCAAUUUAAUGAAGACGAUCUUCGCAUUUAUGGACUAAUGACAGAGCCAGGGGAAAAUACAACUGUGUUUACAAUGUUCGGUUCGGCAAAUGAACAACAUCAGUGGAUAAUUAUAACUAUUGAUUUGCAAAACGCUUUCCCUCGCAAUUGUACGCCCGAUGAUUACAAAUUCUGGUCACCUUCUCCGCCCUACUCGUCUGUAUCAUGUGUGUUAGGCAGAAGGGAUAUUUUCCAACGUCGUCUAGCCCACACAAAUUGCUACAAUGGCAUUGAUUAUGACGGACCCAUUAAGAAAGAAGUGUGUGAGUGUAGUAGGAGAGAUUUUGAAUGCGACUUUGGAUUCGUAUUGUCGCAUAACAUUUGCGAACGUAACAAAACCUCCAAAUACGAUCCGUAUGCCAUCCCAUCGAAUUGUCGUCCAGGUCAUUUCUAUAAACGUACUAAAGGCUAUAGAAAGAUUGAUGGAGAUGUGUGCACAACCUCUGGAUAUCUUCCCUACGUCCCAGAUAUGAUACCUUGUCCACUAGAAGAACCAACGGAAUUCCUCUUAGUUGCUUUAAGAGAUAAAAUAGCUCGCAUUGAUUUGUCCGACAAUUCGACCAUAUUCCCAAUAAAGGACCAACAAAACAUCGUUGCUAUUGAAUUUGACAUGAAAAAUAAUUGUAUUUACUGGGCCGACAUUGAAGUGGAUAAAAUCAGUCGACAGUGUUUUGACUCCGGAUUUACUCAGGAAGUUGUUGUUGAUACCGACCUAGCUAGUAUAGAAGGCAUGGCUCUGGAUUGGAUUUCAAACGUUUUGUUCUUUGUCGAUGGUAUGAGGAAAAAAAUCGAAGCCGUAAGGACUGAUUUGAACAGCGAGGGUAGAAUGCGAGUAACAAUCUUAGACUCUAAUGUACUAUCUAAACCUAGAGGCAUAGCUGUUCACCCUAGGGCAGGUUAUUUGUUCUGGACUGACUGGGACAGAAAUGAUCCUUCCGUUUCCCGUUCGAACCUUGAUGGAACAGAAAUUAAGCGGCUGUUCGGAAAACCAAUUGUACAAUGGCCUAAUGGUAUAACGAUAGAUCAAAUGUCUGAAAGAAUAUAUUGGGUGGAUGCUAUGGAGGAUUACAUUGCUAGUGCUAAUUUGAAUGGACAGUACUUUAAGAAAAUCUUGUGGAACGAUGAGAAAGUCUCUCAUCCGUUUGCGGUUGCAGUGUUAAAGGACAAGAUGUACUGGGACGAUUGGAAGGCCAAAUCUAUUUUCAUAGCGGAUAAAGACAAUGGUCAGGAUGUUAUCACAAUUAACGGCUCCUUCUCUGGCUUAAUGGGUCUGAAGGUGUUUGCACAUUUCAUUCAACACGGAAGUAAUGCGUGUUCUUUGAAAAACACCAGUUGUGAUGCUUUAUGUUUGGGUGGCCCUCGCAACACCUUCAGUUGUUUAUGCCCUGAUGGCUUUGUGAAAAAUAAUGGAAAAUGUAUGUGCCCAAAUUUUGUCGAACCGUAUGCCAAUUUUACAUGUCCCAAAAAACCGGGUGCUACUUGCGCUGCUGAUCAGUUUUCGUGCAAAAACGACAUGUGCAUAGCUUCAUCGUGGAGAUGCGACGGUAACGACGAUUGCGGUGAUGGCUCCGACGAAGCAGAUUGCUCAUGUACUCCGCCGAGGGUAGCUUGCGAUGACGGCAGCUGUUACCUACCACAAUGGCGAUGCGACGGCGAUUUCGAUUGUGCUGACAGGAGCGACGAGAAAGACUGUGGCAAACAUAACUGCACUGAAAGUGAGUUCCAAUGUAAUAAUGGAAAUUGUGUCGAUAAAAGGUGGUUAUGUGACGGAGACAAUGAUUGCAAGGAUGGCUCUGAUGAGAGCAAUUGCACGGUUAUAGUUAGAAGGCCAAAUAUACUGAAUUGUUCAGCGAAUGGUUUUUCAUGUGGCAACGAUAAUAACGGCCUCUGCAUCCCUAAUUCGUGGGUGUGCGACGGCGAAACCGAUUGUCCUGGAGGUGAGGAUGAGAAGGCCGAACGAUGUAAGAACUCCACCUGUGCGCCGUACAUGUUCAGAUGUCCGAGUGGAAAAUGCAUAUUUAAGACUUGGGUAUGCGACGGAGAACAUGACUGCAGCGACGUAGAAGCAUCAGACGAAAAAAAUUGUACCUACAUCGGCCACUCUAAACUGAUCCCUCGCCCGACAACUGAGAAGCCGUUCGACUUCCCGACCAAUAGUUCGUGUUUAGACUGGAUGAUGAAAUGUGACAAUGGAAACUGUAUGCCGUAUUGGUGGCGUUGUGACGGCAUUGACGACUGCGGAGACAAUUCCGACGAGAUCGCCUGUGGUGUGCCUUCCUUCGAACCUAAACAUACAAAUCGGCACGACAGUGUAAGACAGAAAUGUGGAAAGAAUAGAUUCACAUGUGCUCCUGGUGUGUGCAUCCCUCUUUCCUGGGUGUGCGAUUCGCAAGAGGAUUGCAUCGACGGAUCGGACGAGCGCGGGUGCGAGGUGCGGUCGACGGCGGCCCCGGCCACGUGCGCGGCCGACGAGACGGCGUGCGGCGACGGGCGCGGCUGCGUGCGCACGGCGCGGCUCUGCGACGGCACGCCCGACUGCGCGGACCGCAGCGACGAGGCGCACUGCGCGCACGUACACAAACCGGCCGGGCAUUGUCCGUCACAGCAGUUCAUGUGCGACGACGGUACACAGUGUCUGUGGCAGGUCAUGGUGUGCAAUGGUCAUCAGGAUUGUUACGACGGAUCGGAUGAAGCUAAUUGCUCCAGUGCUGAUGAAACUGGCCAUAAUUACCAGUACCUUAGCAUUGGUGUGGAUCAAUCCUCAAUAAAUUCGACAAGUUUUCUAAUUUCGUGCUGGAUGGCGCAGCAAAAGAUGGUGCUCUACAGCUUCCUGCCGUCCAUAUCGAAAGUGAGCGAUGGCAUAUGGCACAAUAUGACAUGGACCAGCGACAGUGUCUAUAGAUUUACAGAUCUAGAACCAUACACGAACUAUAAUGUUACAUUUUAUAUCAAAGACAGCAAAUCGAAUAAGACAUAUCCAUCUAUGAAGUUCAUCAAUACUACAACUGGUGAAGGGGUACCAUCGCCACCACUACGUGUGACUGUGCGACAAAUGAUCGGCAGUCGUGUGGACGUUGUUUGGGAUCCACCAGCAGAACCUAAGGGUGUAAUCCGCUUCUAUACGUUGCACUACGCACCUCCCAUACCUCCAAUUGAGAAGACUGUCUUCGUGUCGGACGGCAAAGGACCUGUCUCUGUCACAGUCAAUGGAUACUUCAAACCGAACAAUAAUUAUUCUUUCUGGGUGACAGCAACAAACAAUGCCUUCACUUCCGAAUCAUCAAAAGUGAUGUACAUAACGUUCGAUGAAGUGGGCGACGUAGACGACCUCGCAAACGUCAGUAUGUCGAGACCGGACAACACUUCGGUGGCGUUACAGUGGAACAAGAUACGCGGCGUCGAGGGCUACAUAGUACGCGUUCAGUUGCCGCUCAACUACGCCAGGGUGAAACCGAUCCAGACCAAGACGAACAAUGCUACUUUGAAAAAUCUUCCACCAGGAGUAAAAUUAUAUAUCCACAUAAUGGCGUAUAAAGGUUCCAUGGUGGGCGAACCUUUCACAAUAACGCUGCGGACCGAAGGCGAACCUCACGAAGUUUUGAACCUAACCGCGAUAUUGUUAAAGGAAAAACGCACUUCCGUUCAGUUAUUAUGGUCGCCGCCACUUGGUGAACGUUAUAAAGGCAAAGAGCUCGAAUAUGAAGUGAUAUAUACUGAUGCGGCACAUUGGAGGAUACCUGGGGAGUUGGAAGGAAGUCACGAGAAGCGUAUACUUACGAAAAACACGAGCAUGUUGAUAGAAGGUCUCCACGCCUGCGAAAGUUACGUGUUUACUGUAGGCCUAGUUGGUGGACCACUUGCUAAGUAUCAAGACAUUGUAACCAGAGAAAAUCCAAAGGCACCUAUAAAAGAUCUGGACUUUGUUUACGACGAAAAGAAAUCUGAACUUAGAAUUUAUUGGCACGUGAAUUGCAAUGCCCUCACUGAGCCCGUGGCAUACAGGUUGGAAUUAACGGAGGAGACACGUAAUAAAGUGAGUCGAUAUCAGCUGAUCGCCACGAAAAACUCCUCUCUCGAACAUGUCAUCCAAAAUGUACCAGUGGGUGGACGAUUUAACAUUUGCGUUAGUGCUCAUGUCCAAGAUGCGUCGAAGCGAUGUAUAAACGUGCGGACAGGCGAGUUGCCAGCUCCACGUGGCUUGGUGGCCUGGCUCGCUCCCAAUGGACAUUUGGUCCUAAACUGGCAACACCCUGAUGGACCCAAUGUGCCAAAGCAUAAAUACCAAAUAAUAGUGUCGGAAAAGGAGAUUCCAGAGGACUUGCUUCAUCCAACGGAAGAUAUGAAGGUGGAAGAAGCAGAAAGGUCACCUUUGCUGAUGACUGUCCCGAGUGGCACGUCCGGUCCGUUGUACGUGAGCGUACGUGCGAUUACGCUCGACGGAUACUACAGCGAUCUGAGUGAAGUCAACACAUUGACUAUGGAGGGCGCGGAGGCGUCGACGAGUCGCGCGGGCGCCAGUGCGCUGUGGUGGGGGUGCGGCGCGGCGCUGGCGGCGGCGCUGGCGCUGGCCGCCGCGCUGCUGCACGCCGCGCUGCGCCGCCGCCGCGCGCCGCGCCCGCAACCCCGCGCCGCGCACACGCCGCGCUACGACAGCCGCCGCGGACAGGCCACCAUCGGCGACCACGAUGACGACGACGUGCCUCCAAUACAAGGCUUCUCUGACGACGAGCCCCUUGUAAUCGCGUGA